GCCAUCUUCUUGAAAUCGAUCCGAAAUGCACUGCAAUAUCUCCGAGGUGUUCCCCAGUGUGGAAUCCGCUUGGCAGUACAAGAAGACGCUGCUGCUGGUAUUGCUCUCCAUCAUGAAUAUUAGGGAUUCUUUGGGAUUCCCCGGACGCAACGCUUUCUUUCAAUUAGAUGUAUCUAACUGGCAGCCUCCCUUGCUUCAACUGUCCCUGCUGGAGUGUCGAAUUGUCGACGAAAUUGCGUCUCUCUUGGAUGUUGACUCCCACCGAACCGUGCCAUUGUUAAUGCCGGUCUUGGGGAAAAGGACGAGGUGAUUCCGAGCAAUCGGUGAGAACCUGGCAGAAUUCUUUUUGUAAGUAGGGACAUAAAAAUAAUAAUGCUAG
Messenger RNA from Pseudo-nitzschia multistriata, 379 nucleotides. The record is from the annotation of a GenBank genome assembly. NCBI's taxonomy places the organism in Eukaryota, Bacillariophyta, Bacillariophyceae, Bacillariales, Bacillariaceae.